AUGGACUUGAAAUCGCCAGUCAUUCGAAGUGAACACAUCUACCGAGCUUAUUGGUUAUAUUGGCAUCUAUUGGGCCUGGAAAGCCAUUUCUUUCUGAAUCGCUUGCUGGAUGUGGUGAUUACAGUUUUCGUAACCAUCUGGUAUCCAAUUCAUCUGAUUUUGGGUCUGUUUAUGGAAAGAUCUGUGCGGGAAGUCUGCAAGGGUCUACCGAUCACGGCGGCCUGCUUCUUCGCCAGCUUUAAAUUUAUUUGCUUUCGAAUCAAGCUAUCUGAGAUAAAAGACAUCGAAAUAUUAUUUAAGGAGCUGGAUCAGCGUGCUGUGAGUCAAGAGGAGUGCGAGUUCUUUAAUCAAAAUACGAGACGUGAGGCGAAUUUCAUUUGGAAAAGUUUCAUUGUGGCCUAUGGACUAUCAAAUAUAUCGGCCAUAGCAUCAGUACUUUUCGGCGGUGGACAUAAGCUAUUAUAUCCAGCCUGGUUCCCAUACGAUGUGCAGGCCUCGGAACUAAUAUUUUGGCUAAGUGUAACCUACCAAAUUGCCGGUGUAAGUUUGGCCAUACUUCAGAAUCUGGCCAAUGAUUCCUAUCCACCGAUGACAUUUUGCGUGGUUGCCGGUCAUGUUAGACUUUUGGCAAUGCGUUUGAGUAGAAUAGGCCAGGGUCCGGAGGAAACAAAGUACUCAACCGGAAAGCAAUUAAUUGAAUGCAUCGAGGAUCACCGGAAACUAAUGAAAAUAGUGGAACUACUGCGCAGCACCAUGAAUAUUUCACAGCUCGGCCAGUUUAUUUCGAGUGGCAUCAAUAUUUCCAUAACGCUUAUCAAUAUUCUGUUCUUCGCGGAGAAUAAUUUCGCUGUAACCUACUACGGCGUGUACUUCCUAUCGAUGGUGCUGGAGCUAUUCCCCUGCUGCUAUUACGGCACUCUGAUAUCCAUGGAGAUGAACCAGCUGACCUAUGCGAUUUAUUCUAGUAACUGGAUGAGAAUGGAUCGCGGAUACAGCCGCAUUCUGCUGAUUUUCAUGCAACUCACACUGGCGGAGGUGCAAAUCAAGGCCGGUGGGAUGAUUGGCAUCGGAAUGAACGCCUUCUUUGCCACCGUGCGAUUGGCCUACUCAUUUUUCACUUUGGCCAUGUCGCUGCGUUAAUAAGUGGAACCACCACAAAUUUGCAUAUUCGCUUAAUUUUAAUUACCACUAAUGGCGGCCAUUAACGCGCGCCUCAUGAAAAUUGCAUUGGCGGCGUUUAAAUGCCAUUUAGAGCGGAUUAUGCACCUGA
This is a messenger RNA of Drosophila yakuba, 1270 nucleotides long. RefSeq names its product odorant receptor 33b (gene Or33b). Gene Ontology annotation, biological process: sensory perception of smell; detection of chemical stimulus involved in sensory perception of smell. Gene Ontology annotation, cellular component: plasma membrane. Lineage: Eukaryota; Metazoa; Arthropoda; Insecta; Diptera; Drosophilidae. The coding region runs from base 1 to 1140 and encodes 379 amino acids. Gene Ontology annotation, molecular function: odorant binding; olfactory receptor activity. The transcript has 2 exons. The record is from RefSeq and is a predicted model, not a curated record.